UAGAGGCACCACGGCUCCUCUCUCUCCUACAACCCUGACACCCAACAACAACAACAGCUGGGGUAGUCGUCGUAACAUUAAAAAGUGACAAAUAAAGCAACUGAUGAAUAUUUAUUCAACAUUUAUACAUAAAUGCUGAAACAAUGAGUACGCCAAGUCUGCCACUGUCCUCCAUAUUACGGACCAAGCAUGAAGAAGCUGAGGGUGAUGAGCCGAAGAAGAAAACCAGAGAAGAAUGGAAGAAAGCCAAGGAACUUGAAGAAGCUCGAAAAGCUGGCACUGUGCCAGCUGCUGUUGAUGAAGAAGGUAAAGAUAUAAAUCCUCACAUUCCUCAGUAUAUAGCUACAGCACCUUGGUAUUUUGGCUCUGGAGGCCCAACCCUUAAGCACCAACGUCCACAGCCAGAGAAACUCCAGUCGUUUAACCACCUCAAUGAAUAUUACAUCAGAGGGCAAAAAGGAACAACAGCUACGCGUUAUCGUAAGGGUGCCUGUGAAAAUUGUGGUGCUUUGGGACACAAAAAGAAGGAGUGUGUUGAAAGGCCCCGCAAAGUUGGAGCUAAAUAUGAUGCGCAUGAUAUUGCUCCAGAUGAUGUAUUGCUACCAGAUCUUCACCUAGAUUUUGAUGGAAAGAGAGAUAGAUGGAAUGGGUUUGAUCCUUCCGAAUAUACAGCUGUUGUUGAAGAGCAUAAAAAAGUUGAAGACUAUAAGAGACAGAUAAAGGCUAAAAAGCUGAAGGAAGGAGAAGAGAUGAGUGAUGGUGAACCAGAUGAUGAUGAUGAAGAUGAAGACAAAUAUGCUGAAAGUGUUGACAUGCCAGGUACAAAAGUAGACAGCAAACAGAGAAUUACUGUCCGCAACUUGCGUAUACGUGAAGAUACAGCCAAGUACUUAAGAAAUCUGGACCCCAAUUCAGCCUAUUAUGAUCCAAAGACACGUUCUAUGAGGGACAACCCUUACAAGGGCACUGGAAGAAAAGAGGAUGAAGUCGACUUUGCUGGAGAGAAUUUUGUAAGAUUUUCAGGAGAUACUGUCAAUCAAGCUAAAGCUCAGCUCUUUGCAUGGGAUGCAUUUGAGAAAGGUGUAGAUGUCAGUCUUCAAGCUGAACCUACAAAACUUGAAUUGUUAAAAAAGCAAUUUGUAAAUAAGAAGGAAGAGUUCAAGAAAAAGGUAUCUGAUGAUCUUUUAGAAAAAUAUGGUGGGAAAGAACAUCUUGAUGCUCCACCAGCUGAACUUUUACUUUCUCAAACAGAGAAUUAUGUUGAGUACUCCCGACAUGGCAAAAUCAUCAAAGGCGCCGAAAAGCAGACUGUGCGAUCCAAAUAUGAGGAAGAUAUGUACCCUGGUAAUCACACCAGUGUUUGGGGAAGUUACUGGCGAGAUGGCAUGUGGGGAUUUAGUUGCUGUCAUUCUUUUGUCAAGAAUUCUUAUUGCACAGGUGAAGCUGGGAAGCGGGUGAUGCCAGCAUUGCCAUUACCGAGUGCAUCGACCUCGGCUUUACAGAGUACUUCACAGAAAGGUAGCUCUGGUGAGGAACAACAAAACACAAAGACUUUGCUUGAAAUUCACAGAGACAAGAAAAAGAAAAAGAAGAGGAGGAAGCUAAAGAAAAAGAAGAAGGACACUAGCAGCAGCAGCAGCGGUAGUGAUUCUAGCAGCGAAUCAGAAAAUGAAGAAGAUAAGGAAAAGAAACGCAAGAAGAAAUUGCGUGAAGCUUUGAUUCGUGCAAAGAUAGAAGAAGAUGCAGUUCAAGAAAUGAUGAAGUUAAAUGAACGUGAACGAAGCUAUAAUUCUAUGUAUGAUGCAAAGGCACCAACAGAAGAAGAGAUAGAGGCUUAUCAAAUGAGAAGACCGAGGGAGGACGAUCCUAUGGCUGCAUUCCUAGGCAAAUGAAUGUGCAUCAGAAAUAUACCUAGUGUUUUCAUUUUUCUGGUUGUUUAGAUACAUAUCUAAAACUAUUAAAAUAGUUUAAGAAAAUUAUUUGUUAGUAACCCAGUACCUACUUUCAUUAUGACCUUGAUAAUUGUCCAGAAUGGAUUGAAAUGUCAUCCAAUUUUUAUUUCCAGAUUGUGAGUUAGUUGCAAGCUGCUUUAAUUCUGGAGAACUAGUCUGUAUAUCACUGAUCUAUGCUGGCUUUAUUAAUAUGAAUACAGUGAAUCAUUAUUCAGCAUAUAUGCAGUAUGUCAAUACAAUACAACCUUCAUAAUUCCUCAUUUUAUACUUUAGAAACAUACUAUGGAACAAUCCACAAUUCUUAAUGUGUAUAGCAGGAAAAUAUGAACUUGGAUGAGGGAAUAAGUGGUAGAUUAUUUCUUGAAACAAAAAUGCUUUAUUACCUAGCAAGUGAUUGCUUGUAUUCAGAGGUUGAAGAAUACAAGAAUUUUGAAUUAUGUGGUCUAUCAUAAGCUGAUAGACCACAUAUUCCAAUUCAGAGUUUAUUUCCACAUGAUAUAUUGUUUAGACAGAAAUGGGUGACACUUUAUUGCAUACAGGAAGUCCAUGGUUAUGCACACCAUUUCAGUAUAUGUAUAAUAAAUGUAUAUUUAAGUAGAUUUAAUACAGUGGUACCUUGAAUGUCGAAUAGCUCCCAACUCGAACAGUUAUGUGAGUGUAUUUUUGUAAGUGCUUUUGUAAAUGUAUUUUUGGGGGCCUCACAUGGACUAAUCUAAUUUACAUUAUUCCUCAUAAGAACAAAUUUGUUCGGUAACAGCACUUGAACAGCCUUCUGGAACAAAUUUUGGCCAAUAUUCAAGGUACCAUUGUACGUAUAUCAUUGUACAUGUUUAUAAGAAAAAAUAUUUGGGUUAUACUCUAGUAAAUAUAUAGUACAAUUUUUUACAUUAGAUGACAUUCAGUUCAAGAACUCAAAUUCUUGAAUCAGCAACUAUUCACAGUAACAAUUUUGUAUUCUAAUUUCUAAAAAUAAAUUUCAUCUGAAAAAUAAUGCAACUAAAUCAAAGGAAAUGGAAGUUGCUUUAUUACCGAGGUCAUGAGUGAACGAUGAUGAAGUGGAGACGGCUGAUGUGUUAAUAAAAAAUAAAAUACUGCACGUUAAAUACAAGGAAUGAGUAGACUGUUGAACAAAGUGGGACUAUUCCAUAAUAUAGUCAGAAUAUUGAGAAAUGCGUAUUUUUCUUGUAAAUCAAAAACACUUAAAGACAGCAAGCCUUUAUUAAUUUAAAAUUUUCCAAGUAACUCAGUAAAGCUGUCACUGAACAAGAAGUAAUUUUUAAUAAAGGUUUGUAAUGUCUAAGUUUCUUUGAGUUACUCCUUGUUGACUUAGUGCCCAGCUUUCAAGUAUUCUUCAAGCAGAGACAACCAUAGUUUUUAUAGUGUAUAUACUGCUGUGUAUUUGAUAAUUAUAUAGGUAUAUAUAUAUAUAUAUAUCUUGAGAUUAUUCUUUAUUAAGUAAAGUUGUGUAGUGUGUCUCUUGACUGAAUCAGGAGGUAUUAUUGUUUCUCUGACAGGUUUUAAAUAUUGAUAUGCAGAGUUGGAAUAGGUGUCUUGAUAGGCACAGUGGUGGGUGGGUUUGUUUGUGUGUGUGUGUGUGUGUGUGUGUGUGUGUGUGUGUGUGUGUGUGUGUGUGUGUGUGUGUGUGUGUGUGUGUGUGU
Cherax quadricarinatus is the source of this 3610-nucleotide messenger RNA. RefSeq names its product Pre-mRNA-splicing factor Slu7 (gene Slu7). NCBI's taxonomy places the organism in Eukaryota, Metazoa, Arthropoda, Malacostraca, Decapoda, Parastacidae. Gene Ontology annotation, molecular function: pre-mRNA 3'-splice site binding; zinc ion binding. The record is from RefSeq and is a predicted model, not a curated record. Gene Ontology annotation, biological process: mRNA splicing, via spliceosome. Gene Ontology annotation, cellular component: spliceosomal complex.